ACCUGCACAGCUCACCACUGUGGGGAAACGCUGCUGCUUGUGGAUUCAGGACUUGUGCAUGGACCUGCGGAACCUGGAGCGGGCUCGGGAUGACCUGCGUUUUCGUGGUGUAAAAGGCACCACUGGCACUCAAGCCAGCUUCUUGCAGCUCUUUGAGGGAGAUCAUAGUAAAGUUGAAGAGCUGGACAGAUUAGUGACUGCAAAGGCAGGAUUUAAGAGGGCUUAUAUGGUCACAGGGCAGACCUAUAGUCGCAAGGUGGAUAUUGAAGUCCUGUCUGUGCUGGCCAGUCUAGGGGCAUCUAUACACAAGAUUUGCACUGACAUUCGUCUUUUGGCCAACCUGAAGGAGAUAGAGGAGCCUUUUGAGAAGGACCAGAUUGGUUCAAGUGCUAUGCCGUACAAGAGGAAUCCAAUGCGUUCAGAGCGCUGCUGCAGCCUGGCUCGACACCUGAUGACUCUGGUGCUGGAUCCCCUCCAAACAGCCUCUGUGCAGUGGUUUGAGCGAACGUUGGAUGACAGUGCCAACAGGCGCGUGUGUCUGGCUGAGGCUUUCCUCACAGCUGACAUCAUUCUGAGUACACUGCAGAAUAUCUCCGAGGGACUUGUGGUAUAUCCAAAGGUGAUUGAGAGGAGGAUCCGGCAGGAGCUGCCAUUCAUGGCCACAGAGAAUAUAAUCAUGGCAAUGGUGAAAGCAGGGGGCAAUCGUCAGGAUUGCCACGAGAAGAUUCGUGUUCUUUCUCAGAAAGCAGCUGCUGUUGUGAAACAGGAAGGGGGUGAUAAUGACUUCAUUGCCCGUGUCCAAGCUGAUCCUUACUUCAGCCCUAUCCAUAAACAACUUGAAAGCCUGUUGGAUCCCUCCUCCUUCACUGGACGUGCUCCUCAGCAGGUGGCAAAGUUCCUGAAGGAGGAGGUUCGACCAGCGCUGAUUCCAUACCAAAGCAAGAUGGGUGGGAAAAUUGAGCUGGCACUUUAGGUGUAUUCCCAAAGGUGUAUGGGUACAGGAAGAUAAUAAAAGCCGUAUUGAACCA
This is a messenger RNA of Antrostomus carolinensis (chuck-will's-widow), 1028 nucleotides long. It is a transcript of the gene ADSL, whose product is annotated as adenylosuccinate lyase. The record is from RefSeq and is a predicted model, not a curated record. Gene Ontology annotation, cellular component: cytosol. Gene Ontology annotation, biological process: 'de novo' AMP biosynthetic process. Gene Ontology annotation, molecular function: (S)-2-(5-amino-1-(5-phospho-D-ribosyl)imidazole-4-carboxamido) succinate lyase (fumarate-forming) activity; N6-(1,2-dicarboxyethyl)AMP AMP-lyase (fumarate-forming) activity. The transcript is spliced from 9 exons. The annotation marks the transcript as partial. Lineage: Eukaryota; Metazoa; Chordata; Aves; Caprimulgiformes; Caprimulgidae.